This is a messenger RNA of Diabrotica virgifera virgifera (western corn rootworm), 3335 nucleotides long. Its product is annotated as transcription factor Adf-1-like. The transcript has 2 exons. Gene Ontology annotation, biological process: regulation of transcription by RNA polymerase II. The record is from RefSeq and is a predicted model, not a curated record. Lineage: Eukaryota; Metazoa; Arthropoda; Insecta; Coleoptera; Chrysomelidae. Gene Ontology annotation, cellular component: transcription regulator complex; nucleus. Bases 229 to 966 code for a protein of 245 amino acids.
AGCAUAGAAGAGAUCUGCAGUCGGCUUGUGCUUCUAGUCGGUUCGGUUCUAUUCCUUGACGCGGUGCGGACCCUUAAGUCUCCCUGUCACCGGUCGUUGCGCCAGCGAUCAAAACGGUGACUUGACCUCGACUAGACUGGACUGUCGGGGUGUGUGAAUGUACAGUCAGUCUGUCAGUCAGUCAUCUGUUUUCAGUUGAUAUAGGUACGUCGCGUCGUUUUUGUUAAAAUGGAGGACGAAAAAUUAAUUGAGUGCGUUCGUGAAGAAAGAUUACUCUAUGAUUCAUCGCAUCCAUUGUACUUUGAUUCUCAGCAAAAAGUAAGAACAUGGCAGCAUAUUGGAGUAAUACUAAAGCAAGAUCCUAACAAAUGCAAGCUGAGGUGGGAGUCAUUGCGAAAUCAAUUUCGAAAAUAUAUUCGCUCGAGAAGAACAGUAACUGGUCAGUCUCCGUCAGCAUGGAGACAUUACGAUGACAUGUCAUUCCUAACUAGGUAUAUGAAGGACAAGACAAGGAAUACUUUCGUGGAAAUAGAAAACGAGGGACAAGCAGCUCUAUUGGAGGAAGAUAAUAUGGCGAUAGGCGAAGAACAUCCUUUAGAAAGCUCCAACGAAACAACCCACUCUUCUAUUGCCAUCCCAAUGCGCAAAUCAUCCAACUCAAAACGUAGAGGUUAUCACGCUGUUGAAAGUACUAGUGCAGUUUUGAUGAAAUACCUUUUGGAAAAAGAGAAAAAUGAAAAAGAAAAAGAUGAUAUUGAUCUUUUCUUUGACGCAAUGAAGGCUACAGUAAAAAAAUUUAGUGCAGGAAAUAAACUUUUGGCUAAACAGAAAGUUUUUGCUGUAAUCAGCGAACUGGAGGAGAUUAACUUGAGUCAGCAAUGUGAUCAAUGUGCACACUUUUUGUCUGUUGCAAACGUUCAUCAACAUUCUAAGCCAACCUUUUCACAACGAACUGAUAACAGCUAACUUAGCAACCAACCUGUCCAAAAAAUGUUAUCCCAUUAUUCUCCAGCAAGUUCUAAUCAAACUAUGGGUUCCUACAUAGAGGCUUGUUCACUAGAAAACUUUACAUAAAACUUUUACGCCAGUCAAUAGGAGCAAUAAUAGGAUAUUACUUCCGAAUUCUAUCCUACUGCAUGGAUUUUAAUGAAAUUUUGGGCCUAGCCUCUACUUAUCUCCAAAUUCAAAGUCUACCCUAUGCCGGUGUGUGUUUUUAUCUUGGGGGUGGUUCCCACCCCUUCUCCUUCUUCCCUUCUUUUAGUUAUUGAGUUAUUCGUGGUUGAAAAUUGGCCAUUUUCAUUGAAAUAUAAUACCUUUUCGAACGGUUUUUUGCGAAUACCUUAAAAACUAUGCAUUCACCUAAAAAACCGAUAUUCAACAUAAAGUAACAUGUAAGUUAUAAAAAAACAAAGAGACACUUGCCUCCAUAACUCUUCUAGUUAUAACACCAAAAAAAAAAAAGAUAUGGUAGGUGAAAAUAGUUUGUUUUUUGGUACCUACAUUCGCAAAUUGGUGUAUUCAACUUGAAAUAACAGAGACACGGUCGAUUUUAGGUGUAUAAUACUACCAAUAACUUUUGUUGUGCUUGAAAAGACCUAUAAAUUAAGCAAUAUUAAAUGUCGAUUACAUUCAAACUAUGCGAGAUAAACUGUAAAAAAUUUGAUGUUUAAGGUAUUUUAAGAAAAAAAAUGAGAAGUUUAUUUAACCCCUCAUCCACAAGAAUUUAAAUGCAUCGUUUUCCUUCUACAAUACAUUUUACUAUAGUGUUCUUUUUAUGGUCAAAAAGUUGGGCGGGUUUAAAAUGAAUGGAUUUUGAAAAAAAUAAGAUCAAAUUAUUGAGCGCAUUUUUAAAGUUUCUUAAAAAUCUUCCUAUUUCUCCAUGUAACUCGAAAAUGAUAAGAGAUGCAAAGAAAGAUGCCAUACAAAAAUGUAGGUUUUUUCUAGAUAAACAUUUUGAUUUUAUUGUUUAUAACAGUAUCUCCAAUACCUUUAUGCUACCAAUACCUUUUGUAGCGCUUGAAACGACCUUUAAAAUGAGCUAUAUUGAAGGCCCAUUACAUUAAAACUAAGCGAGAUAUGCUGGAAACAAAAUUGAAACUAAUGUGUUUUAAGAAAAAAAUGAGAAGUAAUUUUAACCCCCAUCCACUAAAAUGUAAGUGCAUCUUUUUCCUUCUACAAUACCUUUUACUACAGUGUUAUUUCUAUGUUCAGAAAGUUGGAGGGGUUUAAAAUGAAUGGUUUUUGAAAAAAAAAAGAUCAAAUUGUAGAGAGCAUUUUUAAAUUUUCUUAAAAAUCUACCUUUUUGGAAAAAUGAUAAGAGAUACAGUAAUGAAAAAUAAAAAGGAAAUUUUUAUCUAAAAAACCCUACAUUUUUGUGUGGUAUCUUUUUUUCGUAUCUCUUAUCAUUUUCGAGUUACAUGGAGAAAAAGAAGAUUUUUAAGAAAAUGAAUGCGCUCUAUAAUUUGAUCUUAUUUUUUCAAAAACCAGUUAUUUUAAACCAGUCCUAUUGUUUUAACAUAUAAAUAAUAUAAUAAAAAGUAUUGUAGAAGGAAAACGAUGUAUUUAAAUUCUGAUGGAUGAGGGGUUAAAUAUACUUCUCAUUUCUUCUUAAAAUACAUUAGUCAUCAAGUUUCUUGCAGAAUAUCUCGCUUAGUUUGAAUGUAAUCGACAUUUAGUAUUGCUCAUUUUAAAGGUCUUUUCAAGCACUAUAAAAGUUGUAAGUAUCAUUAAAUCAUUAUACCUACACCUAAAAUCGACCGUUUCUCUGCAAUUUCAAGUUGAAUACACCGAUUUGAGCAUGCAGCAAAAAAAAACAAAGUCUUCUUACCCACCAUCUCCCUCUUUCUAUUUUAACUAGAAGAUUUAUGAAGGAACGAAUCUCUUUGUUUUUUUUUAUGACCUACAGAAAUAUUUUAUACAGUUUUUUUUGUUAGAUGCAUAGUUUUUAAGGUAUUCACAAAAAUCCGUCCGAAAAGGUGUCAUUUUUCAAUGAAAAUGGUCAAUUUUCAACCACGAAUUACUCAUAAAGUAUUGAGUUUUCAAAAAAUAAUUAUAGAACAGUUUUUGCUUAAAAUUGGGUUCUCUAGCCUCUGCAUGCCGUGGCUCUUUUAACCAAAACAUUUUUCACUCCCGAGAAGGGGUGGGAACCACCUCCAAGAUAAAAGAGUACAUCGGCAUAGGGUACACUUUGUUUCAUGAGCUAUUCCCUAUUUACUGUGAAAAUAUCAAGUAAAUCGAUGUAGUAGGAUGGAAUUCGGAGCCAAAUACCCUCAUUGACUGCCAUAUUUGGUAACUAUGUACCUACAUAUUUUUUUACAAUACAACAUUUUGAAUCA